GCCUGUGGUUUGUGUCGUCGUGCGAAAAAUGUGUAUCCUCGUCGAAACAUUCUUAUAGAAGGUUCUUCGCUGCGCAAUGCAUACUUCUAUCCUCCACAAUUUUUAGAUCCAUCUUUUUGGUCAUCCGGGACAAGGUUAUUGGUUUGCUGAGUCCUAAGGUCCCCUUGCUGUUUAAUUAGAACCUGGAGAACUAGACAACUUGUUUUGAAUUUGUCAAGAAAAUGGCGGCGGACGUAGAUGCGAAAGGUCACAGUGAUAAAGCGAAGCCUUGUUUUCUCUAUCAAGUUGUAGCUGUUUUCAGAGAUAAGUGGAACACCGUUCUCACAAGAGUUAGCACCAUAUUAACGAAAAUAUAUGUAAUGCUAGCCCCAUUACUGAAUUUUCUUAUAGCUAUUUACACAUCCAUAGUUUGGGUGUUUACAACACUGCGUAAUUCAUGGAACACUCUAGUUCGCGCAAUACGGGCAGUAAUCUACUUCGAUUAUAAAGCAUUUUUCGUGGUAUAUCUCCGGAAACCUAUAGAGUACUACGAUUUCUUUAAAGCUGAAUUACACCAAAGGCUACGGGUUCCCGUGGAAAAUCAAAUCUCCGAACUGAAAAACCAGGUCAAUAUUCAGCUAAGAGAAAUAAGAAUUUAUGCAAGAGGAUUUUGCGAACUUUGCCGUCGAUUGUUUUUACUGCUGUGCGAUCUUGUGCCAGGGGGGCGAGUUACAGUGACUGCGUCCCUUGUAGUUCUUGCCCUGCUUACAGCUUACCAUCUGUAUUAUUACUCAAAGCUUGUGUUACAGCUGCUGGACAUUUUGAUGUCCAUUGUUUGGUUUGUGAUGAGUCCGGUCAUACUCACAUUAAAAGAUCUAUGGUCUGUCGUCUACAAGAUCCUAGCUGUGCUAGGGACACUACUUGUCAAUUUCAUGUCAAUCAUUCUGCGAUUCCUGACAGCUGGUAUCGGAUACCUUCUGAGAAUUGUGGGGACAUUAUUGUCUUUCCUAAUAAGGUCAAUUAUGUGGUUCUUGGAACUGAAGUAUGUGCAGCUGGUCUGGAGAUCAGUACUGAGAUCAACUGUCAAGUUUCUAGAACUUCUGGUUGUCGUGGUCAUACCAUUUGUCACUCUUUUAUUAGUUGAUGUGAGUGCCUUUUUGGCUAAUGUUUCUCUUUACUUCUAUGAUAAGUUUGCAUCUGUCAGUGUACUGGAAACUCAUAGCAUUGCAGAUCCACUCAGUAACUCUAGGGUGUGUGCAAUGUGUUUGACACUUUAUUGCGUACUGUGGGCAUACAGAUGGAGAAACAAGUUCCCAAAUGCUUACUGCAAUGACCUGGAUGCAUAUGACAAUGGCAGACAGAUGCAUUAUGUCAAAAGCCACAAGACGGGUGGAUAUACAAGAGAUGCUGGAAAGGAGGGAAACAGAGAGGGAAUAAACAUCAAAUUUAAUUCUCAAGCUCAUAUUUGUGCUGCAUUCAUCAAAGGAGAUUGCACACAUGGCCAUCACUGUGACAACCAUCACUGCCCCCUAGCCUAUCAUUGGCAGUUCAGAGCCCCCCUUGAAGGCUGGAAAAGCCUGUCUGCUCAUGACAAUGACAUCUUAGAGAAACUAUAUUGUGAUGUAUCAAAUGAUGUUGUCACAACUAGUGACAUUUCACCAGAUCUAUCUUCUUCUGUAUCUUUUAUGAGACACCGUCAAUCAUCAAGCUCGGAUGAAAGUCAUGUCCGCAUAGAGUUUGAGGAUAUGCGUAUUGAGAUCAAUCGAUAUCGCACAGACAUCAGACGCCUGUCAACACCGUCCUAUGCCAAGAAGAAAGGGGCGGAGCCUUUGAGUACCCGCUGGGUCUGGUAUCGAGCUGGUGCCAAAGAUGGAUGUUGGGAGAAGUAUGGUCAGGAUGUUGGCGUAAAACAGGAGCGCCUUGAGUCUGCUUUUUGCCGUCGCGAAAGCUCGUACAACUUCAAGUCCCCCGAAGGAGAUACGAUCCGCAUCUACUUCUGCAUGAAGCCAAUGUACGAACGAAACAUGAGCCCGCGGCAAUCUGGUCAGCGGAGAACCGUGAGGCGCAGGCCUGAGUACCGGCCGUCAUUUUAAAUGAUCAGUAUGGGUGGAUUUGAUCACUGAGAGAAUAAUGUGAAAACUGUCGAAAUGCAUGCUCUGUAAAUAUUUUCAGAGUAAGUGAAAGGUUUUUCUUAGAAUGUAAAAGAAACACGCAACGCAACCCAGUGAGAACUGUUAACCACAAGGGAAAUCUGCAAGUGUGCUCUCUCUGCCUCGUACCCAGGCAAGCCCAGUAAACGGUAAACGAGCGACGAGAGAAACCUGAACGUAGUUAAGCGCAAAGGGUCACGGGAAAGAAUAGAAGAGUCGUCUUUCUGAAAGGGGACUUAAGAUCACGUGAACUUUUGGGUGGAAAAUUCAAGCCAAAAUAAACAUAGAAAUGAUUGCGCCCGUCACGCCAGAGAACGACGAAAAAAACCUUUUAAAUGAUAACAAAACCUUUGUGAAAAAAAAAACUUUCUGGUUUUAUUCGUAUGCACUAAA
Messenger RNA from Nematostella vectensis (starlet sea anemone), 2522 nucleotides. RefSeq lists its product as uncharacterized. NCBI's taxonomy places the organism in Eukaryota, Metazoa, Cnidaria, Anthozoa, Actiniaria, Edwardsiidae. The record is from RefSeq and is a predicted model, not a curated record. Bases 222 to 2072 code for a protein of 616 amino acids. The transcript is spliced from 4 exons.